CUGCCCGGCGGGCGCGGAAACUUGGGCCGAGUUUGCGGGCAGCGCGUGGGCAAGGGGCGGGUGGCCCUGCCCCAGGGCGCCCCUACCGGCCGGCCCCGGGACGGAGCGCAGGGGCCGGGGCCCAGGUGCUGAGGCUUCGGGCGGUCAGGCGGCGGGGCCCGGUCGUGCCGCCGCCUGGACUUUGCCAGGACUUGGAUGCUCCCUGGGCCUGGUAGAGCCCCGGAACCCCAGCAGUGCCCGGGCGUAGGACUGGCGAGGAGUCAGGCGGAUCCCUCGGGCCUCUCGCGGGGCCGGGCUCACGCGGAUUGCCGGGCGCAGACUCGGGGUGGGGGUGGGGCUUGGGAUUGGUGGCGGCGGGCGCAGAGGUGCCGCGGGGCCGUGGACGAGCCCUGUUGGAACAGGACCGCCUGCGGUUUCCUCGCCACCGCUUGACUCACUCUCUGGCUGCAGCCCAGGCUGGCGGGAUCGCCCCGAAGGAGGUGGCUGCCCGGACUCUGCGGCUGGACGGGCCCCCUCCCCUCCACCUCCUGGACCUCACUGCAGUCUUCGGGGCUUCGAUCCGUGGGGGCUCCGAGCGCGAACCUCCCGGCUUGCACACGUGUGCCUGAGCCAGGGCGGUGGGGGGCAUCUGUGCAGAUUCUGGCCGUGCACGUACGUGCAGGAACGGCUUGGCGUGCGUGGUGGCAGGCUGUGUGUCAGCCUGCUGGGGUGCACGUGCGUCGCAGAGCGGCAGAGAGGAGAGAGGUUGGGGGGACACCCGGAAGCCUGGCGUGUCGGUAGGGCGCCAGUUCCAUAGCGAAGCCGGUUGUGGGCCUCAGGCACGAUGGUCAUGGGCGGGGCCGGUAGAGGGAAAUUUAGUGGUCGCGCAUCUGGAGACCCUUUCUAUUAAACUGGAAAGUGUGGACUUGCCCCAUAUUGGGUGUCUGGAGAGCUCAGAGCCUCAGCUGGCAAAGAGUUUUAGAAGACCGGUGUCUCUUAGAGCUGGAGAAUACUGAUGCCGGCCUCAACAACUCGGCUGGGUUCGCGCUCUUCCUGAGGCCCCAAGGAUGUGACGUGGAAAUGGGAAUGGACCCACGGAGUUGUUUGUCUCCCCCGAGGGGAAAGACGGGAGUGUGGUGGGCGCUCGACCCUGCCCUGGGUUCUGGCUGCGGUUAGAGCGCAUGUAAGAAGAACUAGAAGAACUUGACAUCUCCACAGAAGGAUCACCCGUGGACCUACCUUCUCCAAGCGUCCAAGGCCACCUCAGUGUCCGGAAACAAGGCACCUUCAUUUUGGCUGCUGUCUGAGUGGGGGUGGGGCCUCCUCUGGGGGAGCUUUCCAUCCUUCCUACUGUCAGGACAUAAUGUUGCCUCCACACCUUUCAGAGCCUUGGGCUGAUUCUCUGGAACCCUCCCUCCUACAAAGACUCCCGAGGGUCCCAGGUGGCUGGUUCUCAGGAAGUCUCUAGGGCAAAGGGCACGGGUUGGGCUGAGCCCGGGAGAGAAGGGCUCUUGAGACCGGUGGUUAGAGCAGGUCCCAAGGAGCAUUCGUGGAGGUGAGACCAGAGCCAGCCCUUAAUUAACCCAGAGCUCCCCAAGGAUGGAGUGGUCUAGGUGCCCUCUGAAGCAUCCAGCCGAGCCUUGUGGUGGUGCACAUCUUUAAUCUCAGCACCAGGAAGCAGAGGUGGGUGGAUCUCUGGUCAAGGACAGUUUGGUCUGCAUGGUGAGUUCCAGGCCAGCUAGAGAUAAACAGUGAGACUUAGAAAAGAAAAAAGAAAACAAAACAAAGCAAAAUCAGCCAUAAAAACAUACAGCAGUGGAGGAUGGGGCUUUCCCUUAGGACACAUGUCCUUGUCUUGAAGGCUUCUGUGUUGCUGUCUGCUGGCUGGGAAUGGGCCCAGGCCAUACUACCCUUUACCUUUUUUCCUCCCGUGCUGGUCUGACUCUGAGCCCCAAUCCUUGGCCACUGUCCAGAGAGGAGAAAGCUGGUCCCUGCUUGCUUGUGACAGAAGCUUCUGGUGCUUGACCUGUGGCCUACUCAUAGGACUGUUGAUCCCAUUUACCUUCUUCUAAGCCAUCGAGGGGAGGGAGAGGAGGGCCAGUGAUAGCCCUAGCAGACAAGCCUCAGAUGGAGCCGCCCAUCAGUCGUGGUCCGUAAGUCAUGGAUGCCUGUUUUGUUAAGAAAGUGCCUGUGAUCACUGUGGACAUUGAUCCUCAUCCUUCUUUGGACUUGCCUCUGUGCUGCAGAACCCAGAUUUAUUAAGGAAAAGUGAGCAAGUAAGAAGAGUUUGAAAGGUUCCAAAGGAAGAAUACCCGUGCAUUCUUUUUCCAGCACUUAAUCUGUCCAUCAGUAAAGUAUGGAGGAAGUAGUUGCCAGCUAGGACUCCGGGCCCUUGGGGCCUCCCAUCUCCCCAGGCAUGCAUCCCCGCUCUCCUAGAUCAUGUGCACAAGGCCUGGAGAUGAACACAGACACUCCUCCCCUGAGCCCAGGACCAUCUUGUUGGCUCCACAGCACCACCUGCUGGUCAGCAAGUCAAGUGGCAGGGGUCCAGGAGGGCUUGACACCUCCGUCGUAAUGGCAGAGAAACGGCCCCUGGGGCCUCUGGGGCCUGUGAUGUAUGGCAAGCUGCCCCGCCUGGAGCCAGACCCAGGGCCUGGACAUGGCCUGCCCCUUUCUGCUGCCAACCAGGACUCCUGCAAUUACAAGGGUGCAUAUUUCUCCUACCCCAUAGGGGGUGCUUCCAAGGCAGGGUCUGAGCGGUUGGCAUCCUGGACCCCGUACCCACCCUUGUACCCCACUGAAGUGGCAGGAUCUCCCCUCCGGACUGACAGCCUGUUGACAAACUGCCUGCUCUACCGCCCUCCCACAGAAGGUUCUGAAAAGAUAAAAGACUCCAGUGAGCUCCUGCCCUUUGGUCCCCAGGCUCAUGCCUACCCAGGCCCACCACUGGCAGCGCCCAAGCCUGUCUACCGCAGCCCUUUGUGUUACGGACUCUCCGCUUGCCUAGGGGAUGGGGGAGCAAAGAGACCGUUGGAUGUUGACUGGACCCUGGUGACCGGGCCCCUGUUACCCUCUGCUGAACCACCCUGUUCUCUGGCCCCAGCUCCUGGCAAGGGCCAGCCCCUGGAUGGGACGUUCUUACGUGGGCUACCAACUGGGGGACCUGGCAAAGACCCCUCCCUGACUUUUUCCCCAUGCCAGGCAAUCCUGGAGAAGUAUCGAACCAUCCACAGCACAGGCUUCCUGCCUUCCAAGUACACGGGUCCUUAUUCUGGGGAACCCAAGCAAGCAGUAUCUGAGGGGCCCUCCAGUCCUUGGACCCAGCUUGCCCAGCCCCUCGGACCACCUUGCCAGGAUGCAGUGCCGGCCCACUACCCGCUGCCCCCACCUCCACAGGCCUUGCCUUGCCCUCCAUCUUGCCGUCACCCAGAGAAGCAGGGGAACUAUGGCUCUCUGCUCCCACUGCCACCUCUGGGAGCGCACAAGGGGGCUGCAUACCAGGCUGGUGGGCUGGGCAGCCCCUACCUGAGGCAGCAGGCAUCCCAGGCCCCUUAUCUGCCCCCUGUUGGGAUAGACACUUAUUCCUACUCUCCUGCACCCCUCCCAGCACCCUCACCAGGACUCAAGCUGGAGCCCCCUCUUGCUCCAAGGUGCCCACUGGACUUUGUCCCCCAAACUUUGGGAUUUCCUUAUGCCAGGGAUGACCUCUCUCUCUAUGGGGCAUCCCCAGGGCUUGGGGGAACACCACCUUCCCAUGCUCAGAACAGUGUGCAACCCGUGCCACAGCCCAGUGCCUUCCAGCGAGCAUGCCAGCCUUUGCCAGCCAGCCAGCCAUGCUCUGAGCCUGUGAGACCUGCAGAGAAACCAGCCCCGGAAGCUCAAGAGAAGACCUGGCUACCCAGCUGCAGGAAAGAGCAGCUCCACCCCAGGCCCAGUGAGCGUCCUGGGGUACCCAUUGUCAUUCGAGACAGUCCAGUUCCCCGUACUUCACCAGCACUGCUCCCCUGUGCCAAGGAGCGCCAGUCUCUUCCACAGAAAGAUGCCAAGCCUCCCAGCUCUCCACCCAUGCCUGUGAUUGACAAUGUUUUUAGUCUGGCCCCCUACCGUGACUACCUGGACGUGCAGACACCGGAGCCCACGGCUGAGCAGGACUGUGCCAGUAAGAGCCAAGACAAAGAUCGCAAGGGGGCCCUGCCUGUCCAGGAUGGGACUUCUGGGCCUCACUGCUCUCUUCGUGAGGAAGUGGCUCUGGACUUGAGUGUGAAGAAGUCUAUGGCAGAGGCUGUCCCUGUCAAGGUCCCUAGUCCUGAGGUACAUGAUAAGUCCACUGAAGCUGUGAAUGGGCCAGGUAUAGAAAACACAGUGUCGGGCUUGCCGGGCCUGAAAAAGAUGGUCACAGAAAUAUCUGAAGUGGCCACAGAAGCCACACCAAGGACCAACUUCCACAGUUCCGUGGCCUUCAUGUUCCGAAAAUUCAAGAUACUCCGACCUGCACCCUUACCUGCAGCUCUCGUCCCAUCCCCACCUACCCUGGCUCCUGCUCCUCCUCCUGCCCCUGUCCCUGUCCCUGCCCCUGCCCCUGCCCCUGCCCCUGCCCCUGCGCCCAACCCCCCAUCCAUGCCCGUGGGACUGCAGAUUCUCACUCAGCCUUUGCCGGUGGCGUGCUUCAACCUAGCCCUGCCGAGCCCGCCGGCCAUAGCCGUGGCCUCCCCGGCCCCAGCCUCUGCUCCUGUUCCAUCACCAGCUCCGGCCCCUGCUCCAGCCUCUGCUCCAGCCUCAGGCCCUGCUCCAGCCACUGCUCAAGUUUCCACCGCGACCUCAGCAGACUCCCUAGAACAGCACUUUACAGGGCUGCACGCAUCCCUCUGUGACGCCAUCUCAGGCUCUGUGGCUCAUUCUCCACCAGAGAAACUUCGGGAGUGGCUUGAGACCACUGGGCCAUGGGGCCAGGCUGCAUGGCAGGACGGCCAGGGUGUGCAGGGGCUCCUGGGCAAGCUGCUGUCCCAGCUGCAGAGGUUUCUGUGCACACAGCAGUGCCCCUUCCCUCACGUAGUACGAGCUGGUGCCAUCUUCGUGCCCAUCCAUCUGGUGAAGGAGCGUCUCUUUCCUAAGCUGCCACCCGCCUCUGUGGACCACGUGCUGCAGGAGCACCGUGUGGAGCUACGGCCCACCACUCUGUCAGAGGAGCGUGCGCUGCGUGAAAGGGCCCUACAUGGCUGCACCUCACGCAUGCUGAAGCUACUGGCCUUGCGCCAGCUGCCUGAUAUCUACCCUGACCUGCUGGGCCUGCAGUGGCAUGACUGUGUACGCCGCCAGCUGGGUGGCUUUGACACUGAGGCCAGAACUUUAUCCCCUUCAGAACCCACAGUGACCAGAGAUGAACCAGAACACCACUCCCUGGCUCGUAAGUCACCAGCCCCCAAGGUCAAGAAGCCAGGGAGGAAGCCACCAGCUGGCCCUGAGAAAACAGAGACGACCACUGGGGAAGGGUCACGGGACCCCUCACCUAGCUCUGGCACCAGCACCAGUCCACCAGGUCCCACCAUGAGGGCACGCUUCCGCAGCCUGUUGGAAACCGCCUGGCUCAAUGGGGUGGCACUGCCUACUUGGGGCCACAAGGCCUCAGGACCAGACCGACCUUCGCCUCAGCCCCAGCUCCUGGGCAGCCAGAGCCAUCAUCUGUAGCAUCGGUAGCUAGUGUUGUUGGGGCAGUCAACCAUCUGGGGACCACUGUGUACCUGUCCUGACAUCCAACUGCCCAGGGCUGAGAGUGGAUAACAGGGCCGGGCCCCCCUAACUGGGCAGAGACUUCUGAACUUUGAACAUGGGGGUCUUUGUUAGAAGGGAUUCCUUCCCAUGAGAAAAGCUGUGGGCGUUGGAGCCAACCCGACCUGGCCUUGAACCCUGGUGUUCCUUGUUGCGUGUCCUGGGCAAACACUUCACCUCUCAUGAGCCCCUGUUGACCAUUUGUAGAAUAAGACAACGCAGCCUACCUCACAAGGGUUGGAGUGGGGAUGAUGUCUGAUGUACACCUAUGAUGAUUUGCUCUGCUUCUUGCCCGGGACAGGCCUUCUUGUCAAGUAGAACCUUGUUGUCUUCAUGUGUUCGGGGACCUGGUUACCUUAGGGUGGUGUAUUGUACGAUGUAUAUGGCUCAUACACACUUCCUCUGAGUCCACUGCUGGUGCAGGGAGCUGGCCUGGGGCUGGCCUGAAGACCCUGAGUCUGCUCUGGAUUCCUAUCGAUGACCUACCUGGGCUGUAUCACAUACCCCCGUGAAGUUGUACCAAGCAGCUACAGAGACCCGGCAGGCUGUGUCAGCCCAAUUCUAGGAGGCCUUUGAAGAUCUGGACUGGGGACUCUGGUAUUUCCCAAGGCUCUUGGGGCUACCUCCCUGCAGUGGGCUGAGCUCAGCUGGUGGCUGCCAAGCUGUGCCUCCUGCCUUAUUUAAGGGUUUUGUUGAGACUGGGCCCUGGGGGCCAGCUAUUAAAGCAUUGGGUUGUUUUUAGAA
Molecule: messenger RNA, 6489 nt
Organism: Peromyscus californicus insignis
Lineage: Eukaryota; Metazoa; Chordata; Mammalia; Rodentia; Cricetidae
Gene: Prmt2ip
Product: chromosome unknown C15orf39 homolog
Exons: 3
Coding region: 2419-5664 (1081 amino acids)
Source: RefSeq, a predicted model, not a curated record